Messenger RNA from Drosophila willistoni, 4846 nucleotides. RefSeq names its product toll-like receptor 7 (gene 18w). Gene Ontology annotation, biological process: signal transduction. NCBI's taxonomy places the organism in Eukaryota, Metazoa, Arthropoda, Insecta, Diptera, Drosophilidae. The coding region runs from base 133 to 4335 and encodes 1400 amino acids. The transcript has a single exon. The record is from RefSeq and is a predicted model, not a curated record. Gene Ontology annotation, molecular function: protein binding.
UAAUCAACGAAGAAAGCAGAAAAAUAAAAAAUAAAUAAAUCUAAGCAAAUUGAGCUUAAGAAUCAAUUCCCCUUCCCACCCCCCAAAACAACACACACACACACACUACACACACAACGCACAACAAGCAACAUGUCAUCAUCAACAACAUCCGCGUCAAUGUGCCUGUUGCUUCUGCAAGUUGCGAUAGUUGCGGCACUUCUGCUGGUCCACACAACGCAUGCGCAGCAGUGCGCCUGGGAAUUUGUCCGCACCACAAUGGAUAUUAAGUGCAAUGUACGUUCCCUAGAAGCCGCUGGUGGAGUGCCUCUGGAUUUGCAAGUCGCGGAGACGGCAAAUCGCUUGGAGUUGCAAUGCACUCCGGACUUGUUGCACGCCAGUGAGCUGGCGCCUGGCAUGUUUGCGCGGCUGCAAAAGUUAUCCGAAUUGCAGGUGGACUCGUGCAAAUUGCAACGUAUACCACCGAAUGCCUUUGAGGGUCUUAUGUCGCUGAAGCGUCUGAAUCUGGAGACGCACAACGCCAUGUGGGGACCGGGCAAGACGCUGGAGCUGCACAGCCAGUCGUUUCAUGGCCUCCGUGAAUUGAGUGAGUUGCAUUUGGGUGAUAAUAAUGUGCGGUCGCUGCCCGAGGGUUUGUGGUGUGCCAUGCCAAGUCUGCAGCUGCUCAAUCUUACCCAGAAUCGUAUACGUUCCGCCGAGUAUUUGGGUUUCUCGGAGAAACUCUGCCUGGGAUCGGCCCUGGGCAAUGCCAAUGGAGCUGUCAGCGGUGGCUCCGAGUUGCAAGUUCUCGAUGUGUCGUUCAAUGAGUUGCGCUCUUUGCCAGAUGCUUGGGGCGCUUCACGCCUGCGUCGCCUACAGACAUUGAGUUUGCAGCACAAUAACAUCAGUUCGCUGGCUCCCAAUUCAUUGGCCGGUUUGAGUUCGCUGCGUGUGCUGAAUUUAUCGUACAAUCAUUUGGAAUCACUGCCCGCUGAUGCUUUUGCCGGGAAUAAGGAGUUGCGAGAGUUGCAUUUGCAAGGCAACGAUUUGUAUGACCUGCCCAAGGGUCUCCUACAUCGUCUCGAACAGCUGCUGGUGCUCGAUCUGAGUGGCAAUCAGCUGACCAGUCAUCAUGUCGACAAUAACACCUUUGCCGGAUUAAUUCGUCUCAUCGUUCUCAAUCUAUCGAACAAUGCUUUGACCCGCAUUGGUGCCAAGACAUUUAAGGAGUUGUAUUUCCUGCAAAUUUUGGACAUGCGCAACAAUUCCAUUGGACACAUCGAGGAGGGUGCCUUCUUGCCUCUGUACAAUUUGCAUACCCUGAAUCUUGCCGAGAAUCGUCUCCACACACUGGACAACAAAAUCUUCAAUGGUCUGUAUGUGCUGACUAAAUUGACGCUGAACAACAAUCUCGUUAGCAUUGUGGAAUCGCAAGCCUUCCGUAAUUGCUCUGAUUUGAAGGAAUUGGAUUUGAGCUCCAAUCAAUUGGUGGAAGUUCCCGAAGCUGUGCAAGAUCUUAGCAUGCUGAAGACUCUGGAUUUGGGUGAGAAUCAAAUAUCGGACUUUAAGAAUGGAACAUUCCGUAAUUUGAAUCAACUGACGGGUCUGCGUUUAAUCGACAAUCGCAUUGGUAACAUCACAGUGGGCAUGUUCCAGGAUCUGCCACGUCUAAGUGUUCUUAAUUUGGCCAAAAAUCGCAUUCAGAGCAUUGAACGUGGUGCUUUCGAUAAGAAUGCAGAGAUUGAAGCCAUACGCCUGGAUAAGAACUUCCUCACCGAUAUCAAUGGCAUCUUUGCCACUUUGGUGUCAUUGCUCUGGCUGAAUCUCUCGGAGAAUCAUUUGGUUUGGUUCGAUUACGCCUUCAUUCCAUCGAAUUUAAAGUGGUUGGAUAUCCAUGGCAAUUAUAUUGAGGCUUUGGGCAAUUACUAUAAACUACAGGAGGAGAUUCGCGUGACAACUUUGGAUGCCAGUCAUAAUCGCAUCACAGAAAUUGGUGCCAUGUCGGUGCCCAAUUCGAUUGAGCUGCUAUUCAUUAACAACAACAUCAUUAGCCAAAUUCAGGCCAACAGUUUUGUGGACAAGACCAAAUUGGCUCGUGUCGAUCUGUAUGCCAAUGUGUUGUCCAAGAUUUCAUUGAAUGCUCUGCGUGUGGCUCCAGUGCCUACAGAUAAACCAGUGCCCGAGUUCUAUUUGGGUGGCAAUCCCUUCGAGUGUGAUUGUUCCAUGGAAUGGCUGCAACGCAUCAACAAUUUGACCACCAGACAACAUCCUCGUGUCGUCGAUUUGGGUAACAUUGAAUGCCUUAUGCCACACAGUCGCAAUGCUCCACUCAGACCCUUGUCGAGUUUGUCUGCCACGGAUUUCGUCUGCAAAUACGACACUCAUUGUCCGCCCACGUGCCACUGCUGCGAGUACGAGCAAUGCGAAUGCGAAGUCAUCUGUCCCAAUAAUUGCAGUUGCUUCCAUGAUGCUACUUGGUCUACGAACAUUGUGGAUUGCGGCAAACAGGAUUUGAGUCAAGUGCCAGCAAAGAUUCCUCAAGAUGUGAGUGACCUUUACUUGGAUGGCAAUAAUAUUCCCCACUUGGAGUUGGGUCAGCUGAUGGGCAAGCGAAACUUGCGUGCCCUUUACCUCAACUCAUCGAAUGUGAUGACUCUGCGCAAUGGAAGUCUGGAUCAAUUGGGAAUGCUGCGUGUCCUGCAUUUGGAGAACAACAAAUUGACUACCCUGGAGGGACCUGAAUUCCGUUCGCUAAGCAUGUUGCGUGAAUUGUAUCUGCAUAACAAUAUGCUGACCCACAUUUCGAAUGCCACCUUCGAACCUCUGGUCUCGCUGAAGGUUCUUCGUCUGGAUAACAAUCGUCUCAGCUCUCUGCCCAAUCUGCAGUAUCGCAACAGUUUGCAGGGUCUAACCUUGGGUCGCAAUUCCUGGUCAUGCCGUUGCCAACAGCUGCGUGAGUUGGCCCAGUUCGUGUCGGACAAUGCCAUGAUUGUGCGGGAUUCACAGGAUAUCUACUGCCUGGAUGCGGGCAUUAAGCGGGAACUGGAACUGCUUGGCAAUGUCCAAGGUACUGAUUGCUCCGAAUUGCUUGAUGCCAGUGCCAGCAACAUCUCCUCGGCUCAGGAUAUCGCCGGUGGCUAUCGUCUGCCCUUGUUGGCUGCCAUUCUGGUGCUCAUCUUCCUGGUGGUUGUCCUCAUCAUUGUCUUUGUCUUCCGGGAGAGUGUUCGCAUGUGGCUGUUUGCCCACUAUGGAGUGAGAGUAUGCGAACCACGCUUCGAAGAUGCCGGCAAGCUGUACGAUGCCAUUAUCUUGCAUUCGGAGAAGGACUAUGAGUUUGUGUGCCGUAAUAUUGCCGCCGAAUUGGAGCAUGGACGUCCACCCUUCCGUCUAUGCAUUCAGCAGAGAGACUUGCCUCCCCAGGCUUCCCACUUGCAGUUGGUCGAGGGCGCACGUGCUUCGAGGAAAAUAAUUUUGGUGCUCACACGCAAUCUCUUGGCCACGGAAUGGAAUCGCAUUGAGUUCCGCAACGCUUUUCAUGAGGCUCUACGUGGUCUAGCCCAAAAGUUGGUGAUUAUUGAGGAGACCAGCGUCUCAAGUGAAGCCGAAGAUGUGGCCGAAUUGGCGCCCUAUCUGAAGUCUGUGCCAUCCAAUCGCCUGCUCACCUGCGAUCGUUACUUCUGGGAGAAGCUGCGCUAUGCCAUACCCAUUGAGCUGUCGCCACGCGGCAAUAACUACACUCUGGAUCAUCAUGAGCGCUUCAAGCAGCCCGUCUCACCAGGCAUGAUCUUCCGUCAGGCACCACCUCCGCCAGCCUACUACUGCACCGAGGACAUGGAGGCCAAUUACAGCUCUGCCACAACAGCCACACCCUCACCACGACCCACCCGCCCUGGAGGUCCAGCACGCAUUGUCGACUCUAUGCCCCUUUCGAUGCCCAUGCGUCCGCCCUCGGAGCAUAUCUACCAUAGCAUUGAAUCGGAAUACAGUGCCUACGAUCAACAUGAAGCUUUGUCCAUGAUUCCCACUGGCCUAAUGCAUCAUCAGCAGCAGCAGCAACACCACCAGCAGCUGGCGGCGGCGCGUCACCAUCAGCAGCAGCAGCAACGUCUAUUACAACCCCAAUUCCGAGCUGGAGUCGGCGCAAUGCCGACUCUGCAGCAGCAGCAACCCCAACAGGCUACAGCUCCUGUACAUUUGCGCAGUGGCAGCGGUCUCAGUCAGGCUAGCACUAGCACGCAGUCAACUGCGCAAGCUUCCACUUCCGCUGCCGCAGCGCAGCAGCAGCAACAGCAGCAGCAGCAGCAAGCAGCUGUCAAUGAGACAGCCAAUAAGAAUGGACAAGCUUUCCUGGUGUAAGCUCUAGCUAUCCCUUUCUAACCUAACUACUGAUCCUGCUGAUCCUGCGAAAUGGCGGCCAUUGGAACAACAAGACUUCUUCAUAGGCAUUUCUCCUGUUUAUUUUUAUUAUUAUUAUUAUUAUUAUUAUUGUAAUAACUAUAUUAGCCUAGCGCCUUUGGUGUUCAUGUGUGAGAGAUAACUGUUGUUUGAUGUUUUCUUAGUUGUGUAGCACAGCCAAAAAAAAAACCCACAUGCACACAAACAAACACACACUCACACAGAGAGAGAAACACGCACAUACAUACAUAUACAAAUAUUUACUAGAAAUGUUGCAAAAAACACUUUCAAAUUCAAUGUGAUAUAUAUAAUUAAAUCGAUAAACGAUAAAAUGCCCCCUAACUGUAAUUUGUAGACCUUUACAACAGUAUAAAUAUAUACAUAUAUAUAUUUAGUAGUUCUAGUUCUAGCCAGGCAAGAGAGAACCUACAACACACAAAAAACAACAACAAAAAAACUAAACUAAAUAAAA